Messenger RNA from Spinacia oleracea (spinach), 3614 nucleotides. RefSeq names its product DExH-box ATP-dependent RNA helicase DExH8. The transcript has 14 exons. Gene Ontology annotation, cellular component: intracellular anatomical structure. Lineage: Eukaryota; Viridiplantae; Streptophyta; Magnoliopsida; Caryophyllales; Amaranthaceae. The record is from RefSeq and is a predicted model, not a curated record. Bases 226 to 3267 code for a protein of 1013 amino acids. Gene Ontology annotation, molecular function: helicase activity; RNA binding; metal ion binding.
AAACUACCCCCUUUAAUAAAGUCACACCUCUAAUCAGAGUCUUCUCCUUUACCCCUGUGCACUCGCACCACAGCUAAUCAUAAUCACCCUUAUUCUAGGCGCGAGACAGAAGCAAAGCAAAAAAGGGCGAAGCAGAGUGUUUCAUAAAUUAACAAAGACUUUGAAAAAGAAGAGUGUUUCCCGACGUUUUCUUACAUUUUCUCUCUCCUCUUUCGCCGGAGUUCAAUGGAGCCGCCGACAUCGCCGUCCUCUUCGUCGUAUCCUUUGCCAUUUUCGGCGUCGAAGUUCGCUUCUCUUCCAAUUAUGGCUAUGAAAGAGAAAAUUGUUGAGAAGAUUAUGGAGAAUAGAGUCACUCUUAUCGUCGGCGAAACUGGUUGCGGGAAAAGCUCACAAGUUCCACUGUUUCUUCGCGAAGCAAAUAUGACCCCAGUUGUCUGUACACAACCUCGGAGGUUUGCUGUUGUUGCUGUUGCUAAAAUGGUUGCAAAUAUUGUUCAAUGUGAAGUCGGAAGCGAGGUUGGUUAUCACAUUGGUCACUCUAAGGUCGUAUCAUCCAGUUCAAAAAUCAUCUUUAAAACUGCUGGUGUACUGCUGGAGGAAUUGCGAGAGAAGGGAAUAAAUGCUCUCAAGUACAAGGCUAUCAUUCUAGAUGAAGUGCACGAGAGAUCAGUAGAAUCCGAUCUUGUUCUUGUCUGUGUGAAGCAGUUUCUUCUCAGAAACAAAGACAUAAGGCUGGUGUUGAUGUCUGCAACCGCUGAUAUAUCGAGAUACCGGGAUUACUUUAAGGAUCUUGGUAGGGAUGAAAGAGUGGAAGUCCUUGCUAUCCCUAGUCCCGAUCAGCAUACCAAUUUUCAGCGGAGGGUCCUGUAUCUCGAACAGGUUGCUGAACUUCUUGAGGCGAUACCUGAAUCUUCAGAUUCAUUGUGUGUGAAAUACUGUUGCGGGACAGCCCCAUCCAUGGCUAAGGCUGAUAUCAAACGUGAUGUACACAAUCUUAUCCAUGAACUUGUCUCGUAUAUACAUAAAAAUGAGCCAGACAUUGAAAAGAGUAUUUUGAUUUUCCUUCCAACAUACUAUUCCUUGGAGCAACAAUGGUUCCUCUUAAAGCCCUUCAGUUCAGAUUUCAAGGUCCAUAUUUUACACAGCAGUGUAGAUACAAACCAAGCUCUAAUGGCUAUGAAGAUAUCAAAGUCUCGUCGUAAGGUUAUAUUAGCUACCAAUAUUGCAGAGUCAUCAGUGACAAUACCUGAAGUUGCAUAUGUCAUUGAUUCUUGCCGAUCACUACAAGUUUACUGGGACGAAAACCGAAAAAUGGAUACGUCUGAGCUUGGUUGGGUUUCUAAAUCUCAGUCUGAUCAGCGUAAAGGAAGAACUGGCAGGACUUGUGAUGGCCAGAUUUAUAGGUUGGUUACAGGAACAUUUUACAAUAAGCUGCCAGAUUUUGAGUCUCCUGCAAUUCUCAAGCUAUCACUAAGACUACAGGUGCUCUCCAUUUGCUGUGCUGAAUCAAAAUUUAUUAAUGACCCGAAAGCUUUGUCCCAAAAGGCUUUGGACCCACCAGAUCUUGAGAUUAUAGAGGAUGCACUGAACUUACUUGUGCAUUUAAAAGCAUUACACAAAACACAUCCUAGGGGUCGAUAUGAACCCACUUUUUAUGGGCGAUUGCUUGCCAGUUUCUCCUUAUCCUUUGACGCUUCUGUGCUGAUUCUUAGAUUUGGUGGUGCUGGAAUGUUACGCGAGGGAAUUUUGCUUGGCAUAUUGAUGGAUAUGCAGCCUCAACCAAUUAUUCGUCCCUUUGGUCAAGAAAACUUGUUUAUGGAAUAUACAGAUUCCUACUUUUCAGUAAGUGGAGAGAAUCCUUCUGUGUCUGGAAGGAAGGAGGUGGUUUGCUUGGCGAAUCUAUGCGCUUAUCAAUUUUGGCAACGAGUAUUUAAGGAUAAGCAUCGGUUGCAACAUUUGAAGCAACUUUUAAAUGCUGAUGAGAUAAAAGCGCCGCACACAUUGCUCAGUAGAAUUGAAGAAGAAUGGUGCUUCUCCCAUAACUUGCUGCAAUCAUCAAUGCAUCAAAUUUCUGAAAUAUAUAACGACAUUUUAUGUUCGUUGCAUAGAUAUAGGCCUACAUUUCUUGCCACAUCUUGUGGCUUUCCCUCUUACUAUGAUGAUCCUUAUGAGUUCAGACACGAGUGCCUUCUAGAAUGUCAACCAAACGAAGAUUUGACUGCUCUUCCUGAGGAUGAAGAAACAAGAAAAUGCCUUGCUACUCCAUUUGUACCCCCUCACCACUUUCGAAGCCAAAUUAUAGCAGAGAAGUUUGCAAAUGUUAUUAAAGAGAUCCGAGUUCAGCAUGCAGAAGCCUUGGUUGAGGAUCCUCAUCAGUAUGUUGAUGAGAGGGGAUCAUUUUAUAAUGAGGAAUCACCAAUGUGUAGGUUUUUUGUCCAAGGGUUUUGUAGGAGGGGAAGUGAUUGCAUGUACACCCAUUCACUGCAAGCCAAAAGACCUGUGUGCAAAUUUUUUGCAUCGUUACAGGGUUGUCGGAAUGGUGACAAAUGUGUCUUUUCUCAUGAACAUGGUGCUCAAGUUGUGUCAUCUGAAUCAAGUUUAUGCAUUCCAGAAGAUGAGGCUGCUGAUGCUGCAGCAUUUAUUAAAUUAUUUCCCAUACCUUCCGAUGGUUGUCUAUUGCUGUUGGAUGACACAGACUUCCAUUUUUCAUCAAACUUCACCCAACAUUAUGAACCAACAAAAAUUAUAGCCACCACCUCUCUCUCACAGACCACGAUAUUUGAUCCAUCACUGUCUAGUGUUCAAAUUUUGUGGGAUAUUAGUCAACCUUUCAAGAUUUUUAGCUUUGGAGCAGUUGAAAAUCCCAUAUCUUGGGACAAGGUGAAGCGUGUCUUCUGGUUUCCAAAUUUUGGUAGCUGUGAAGAAAGCGCAGAAAGGCAAAGUCAUCUUGUUCAGAACUUCUUUGAGCAUUUGGCUGUACGCAUAUUGGCUGAUACAUUGUUUGACGUGCAUGUCAUCCUUACCAUGAACAAUAUCAGGUUCUCACACCUACAGGUGGAGAAAUUGGGUAGAGAGUGCUUCUUCUUUCUCAAGGAGUCUUUUCAGUUUGAUGAAACAACCUUUGGAGUUUUACCAGAUGCUGUCAAUUCGAAGAAACCUCUAGUAACAUCCAUCCCCGUUUCCUAUGUUUUCAUCCUGCGUCCGCCAACUGACCUGCAGUUUGGAGAUUAUGCUUCUGCCUUGCAUGAUCGUCUACACAGCUUUUAGUAAAUAAUUGGACUGGCUACAUCAACCUGAUCAUAGUAGAUUCGAAAGUUUAAAAUGGUGCAAUAUGUGCAGUUUUACUAAUAACUAAUCCUUUUGUGUCGCUGUAUGUAUCUUGUGAAGCAUUUUAUGAACGUUAGUUGGGGAAGAAUUGCACCAUCACUAACCAAGUAACUAAUCAACUUGAAAUUGCCUUUUGGAAUUAGGUAUACACUUAAAAGGACUUGGUCCGCGUUAGUGUUAUUGUGAUUUGUUAAUCAAAAAAGGAAGUUUCUACAGUCUAAAAAAGGAUGUAUCCAUCAAUGACCAGGCUAUUUGAUUACUCCGUAAUUCAUUGCUCUUUGAACUUC